Molecule: messenger RNA, 5745 nt
Organism: Brassica rapa (field mustard)
Lineage: Eukaryota; Viridiplantae; Streptophyta; Magnoliopsida; Brassicales; Brassicaceae
Product: protein trichome birefringence-like 16
Biological process (GO): plant-type secondary cell wall biogenesis; xyloglucan metabolic process; xylan biosynthetic process
Cellular component (GO): Golgi apparatus
Molecular function (GO): acetyltransferase activity
Source: RefSeq, a predicted model, not a curated record
AUCAUAACCUAUACCUAGUCUAGAUUCGAUCCUUUUUUGUAGAAGUGUGUGGUAAAGGCUAUAGCUAUGUUAAUAAAUUACCAAGAAAUAAGCUAUAUAACCGGAGGGAAUAGAUCUAUAAAUCUUUUAUUUAUGAGCUAAGAGAGAGAAAAUAAUCAAGGAAGAAUAUGCCUCUUGUCUGUGAGAUGGAAUUAAUAAGAAUGAGCAAAUAGUUCAACGUAUGGCAACAUUGUGGGGCGAUUAAAGGAGAAGAAUAUGUUACUAAAACUAACUAAUUACCUGACUUUACUUCAUCAACAACCAUCAGUAUAAUGUCAAUAGAUGGUUGCUUGAAACCAUAUGCAUAGGGAAUGUGGACCUGAAAUUGAGGUUAUCCGUCGAUGGAUCGAUGUAAAUGUUAACGGAUCCAAACAAAAAGAUAGGUGGUCCAUGUUUUCCAAUGGAGCUGAGAAGGUACCUAGUCUUUGAAGCAAUCUCAAUUGGCGAGGUGUGUCUUUGGUUAACUUCCUACAUUUGUAACUUGUUUAAAUUCAGUGUAUGUUUCUUUGUCAAAUGAACCUAUAAUUUAAUUAUUUUAUGCAACCUAAAAAAUAAUUAUUGUUGCAAAAUUGACGUGUAAAACAAAGGAACCCUACGUCUCUGGCCACCGUUUGUGGAGAUUGGAGUUUUGCUAAAUUUGCACAACUGUAGGGGAGGUUUUAACCAAAUCAGAAGCUUUUGACUUCUUGAAUUAAACUGAAGGCAAGCUCGUGCAUCGUAAUGGCACUAUUGUAGUUUUUGUUACAGGUGUGAUAUGUUGGUUAUAAGUCGAUUUAACUCUAUAUAUUUUAGGGGUGAGAUCAGAUCGUUUUUCCGAUGAGAUUUGAUGACAUACUAAUAUAAUGUAGGAUUUAUCCUUUUCAAAUAUGUUCUGCAAGUGCAAUUACAAAUGUAUCUUUUACGUUACUUAAAUAUUGAUUUGUAUACUCUAAGACUUCCUAAAGAGUUAGACGCUAAAAAUAACUAAACCAAAUCAAACAUGUAGUUGAACAGAAGAUAGUCAAAAGCAAAAAGAUUGGUUACAUUGAUCAAGUAUUGAACUUCAGCAAGACCUUAGAUCUUUAGCUAAGCAGGCACAACUUGUUUCUAAAAUGUAAGUUUCAUCACCUAUAUUUCCUUUCACAUCAAAUCUUCAACUUGUUUCUAGAAUGUAAGUUUCAUCACCAUACUCUCGAUGGUUUUCAUUAAAAUUAAUUAAACCCAACUGUGAUGUUGCCAUCAUAUAUUUAUUUACUUCGUAUAUGUGGCAUGUAUUAUCAUAUAUAUCAUGUAGUUGUAGACACAUUUUCAUACUCUGGAUAGUUUCCACCAUAUUAAAGUAAACAUGGUGUAAUUGAGAAAUUCUGGAUGGUGGAACAAUACCAAGAAUACUCACACAACUGAAUCUAGACUGAAUAAACCACUGAAGAGUUCAACAUUUGAUAAUUUUAGUGACAUAAAUAAUUAGGUAUUGGUCAAAAACUUAAAUAUUUUCCUAGACUUUGUUUUCUGGAGUAAUUUGUUGUGUAAAUGUCUAUUUUUCUUUUUCUGAACAUUAGUAAAAGAUAGUGUAUAACAACAAUAGGGAAUCGUAUCGUGGUGUUCAAAGGAAGAUUAGUACUUGCAACCUCAAUUAGUACGCAAGUGUACAAUAUUAUAUAUUAUUCCCUUGAUGCCAAAUUGCCAAUAAUGAGUUAAGUAUUAUGAGUCUAUGACUGACUACGGAAUCUUAAAUAAUAUAAUACGUACAUUUGUUUCUUAUAGUGAGAAAGUAUGUACUUAUGGAGUUUAUCUUGCAAAACUUGUGAUACGUUAUGUUAAUUGCAAUAGCCGUUCCUAGUCUCUAUAUUGAUUUUUUACAUUCUUAGGAUGUGUUAUAAAAAGUACAGUAUAUUUAUUUUAGAAAGACAGGCGUGCAGAAUCCAGCGUAUCAUCAUAAGUAAAAAGAAAGAAAACGUUGAUUUGAUAAUCAAUCAUUAGAUUUCAUAGCUAAUUACGUUUUAGAAUUGUUUUCUUAAACAAGCGCAAGGAAGGUGGUAACCAAUAAAAAAUAGUUACGUUUUAGAAUCGGUUUCUUAAAGACGCAAAAUGUUCUGUCUCUGUCGCUCGCUAGUGUGUUUCUCCAUAUAUGUUGGUACAACAAAUACAAACAUAAUGGAGCAGUACGACUAGUUUUGGCCAUUUUUAAGUUAUAGUAAUCCGGUAACAUUAAGACAAAUGUAAUAACAUCAGUUAUAUGUGUAAUGUUGUGGUACCAGUGAAAGCAAACCGAGUUACAGCUGGCAUGGUUUUGUCUUGGAUGAUAAGAAGACCCACUUAUUACUGGUAUACUUUGCUUCUAAUCUCCACCGUGUAACACAUUUCCCUGGUUUUUCUUGGCACAUUGUUUUUUUUAAUUAGGACAAUGUCAUUUCCAGAUCAUACAAGUGUACAACCAAAUACAUACGAAUCAACCAAUGGGUCAACAAUUAAGUUUAUAAUCUUGAUUAUUUGAAAACCGUUGAGAUUUGAACUAUGCAAAUAUCAAAUUUAUGAUUUAAUAUACUAAUAUGUUGUAGGUCUUUCAAUUUGGUACUAAAUAAAAAGGUAUUAUAAGAAAAUUGAUGCAUGUCACAAAAAAGAGAGAAGAAAAUCGAUGUACAUAUUUUCAAAUAGAGCUUUCUACUUGUAGUUAUAAACCACACAGAUUACUUCUUCUUUUUUGGGGACAGAUUUUAAAGACUAGUAUAUUUUAUAACAAACCAAUGUGAUUUGACAAAAGCAGAUGAAAUACUACUAUAUACUAAAAUAUCAAAGAGAGGAAAUUCCAAUCUUAUUAAUAAAAACAAAUUUUAUUCUUUGAAUUGUAAUAACAUCUCGUAUUAGAACUAAAAUGUUGAGGAAAAGAAAGUUUAUGUGGAUUUGUAGCUCGUGGGUAUUUUAUAGGAGAGGAGCAUUCGUGAUUUUUGAAGUGUAAUUUUCUGAGUGAUUCCCACAAUUUCCAGGACUAUCAUUUGGGCCUUGUUGGGCCAAUUUGAGUGGUGGUUUAAUUUCAUAAACUUCCCUGCUUCAAGUUUCGAAAACAAAAAUUUAAAAGAAAAAACUUUUUUUUUUCUUUUUCUACGGUUGAACCGGAUUGACCAUGAACCAGUUGCAUAGUUAACUUAGGUCUAAUAAUUGGUUUGAUCAUGAACCGGUCACGUAACUGGAUUAGAUUUCAAAUUUAUUAAACUGAUCAAAACAAUUAAAACUAUUAAAAAUCUAUAAAUCAUCCAUAUAAACAUAAAAUUAGUGUAUAUGUUUUAUGUUUUUAAAUUCAUUUAUAUUUUAGUUACGUUCCACAUUACUAACAUUAUUUUUAAAUCUAUACACCAAAAAUAUAUUAAAUCAAAUUAUUGAACUAAAUUUAAACCGACCGAACCAUAUUGAACCGUGAUCAAAACACACUAUAAUUUAGUGAAGCAUGAAUAAAAAAUAGGUGGUUAUUCAGAGGCUAAGAUUUAGCCAACGUUAGUGAUGAAUUUGAAGUUCAUGAUCCAGAGGUUAAGAUUUAACCAACAACGUUAGUGAUGAUUGUGUUUGUGAACGAACCAAAGAACACUAAACCCUUUUAUGACAUGGGACAAUAAUUUAAUUUGGAUUUUCGACAAAAUAAGGAAGGAAUUGCAGAAAAAGAGACUUUUAAUUUAGUCAUUAAACUCAUAAUUAAGGGUCAUAACAUAUAAUUAAGGAGAAAUCUCCUUUCUUUUUCUCUCUCUCUCUCUUUCUGUGAAUCUGAAAUUCGAUUUCUCCAACGUAGUUUCCUCUGAACACGCCUUCUCGGAAUCCAUCGUCUCCGAGAGAGAGUUAAUUAUCGCAACCCUUGAAUUCACUUUCUUCCAAAACUCGUUUCUUUCGAUUUAGAAGAAGAGAUUUGAUUUGAUUUUUUUUUUUUAAAGCUCGGAGAUUCAUUCACAGGCAAGGAAUCCACUCCUAAAUGAGAUAUCUGAAAGAAUCACACUCAACAUUGGCUUCUUAGUGUGAAAGUAAGUUUCACUGGAACUCCAAGAAGCAUGACCCCUCUCCAUAGAAAUAGGAUGAAAAGAGGAGCACUUAGGCGGAAGGCUAGGGAUAUAUCCGUUGUGCUUGUUGUGCUUGUUUGUGCAACCGUCGUCAUAUGGACAUGGGAUACAACUCCGAACUCUGCCUUUCUUCCACCUGAAAGUCACUUUCUAAAGCUGGAAACAGAAGAAGAGGUUAAGAGAGUACCUACUGCACUGAAUACGGAAACUAAAGACAGAUACUCAUCAGCUACUCCGUUUGUAAACAAAGAAACCAAAGAGGUGAAACGUGAGGUUGCUAUUAGAGAAGACGAAACUACAAAGACAACACAUAUUAAAGAGACUCAUUCAGAUCCAGAGAGGACUGAACAGUUCGUAGCCAAGAAAGAUGAUGUUAGUACUUCAACACCUCGCAUCCCCAAUAAAGCUUGUAAUUACGCGAAAGGGAAGUGGGUUGUGGACAACCACCACCGUCCUUUGUAUUCAGGAUCUCACUGCAAACAAUGGCUUGCUUCCAUGUGGGCGUGCAGGUUAAUGCAGCGCACAGACUUUGCCUUCGAAAGGUUAAGAUGGCAACCCAAAGACUGCUCUAUGGAAGAAUUUGAAGGCUCCAAGUUCCUGAAAAGGAUGCAGAACAAGAACCUAGCCUUCGUUGGAGACUCAUUAGGAAGACAGCAGUUUCAAUCCAUGAUGUGUAUGAUCACCGGAGGCAAAGAGAGACCCGACGUCCUCGACGUGGGACCAGAGUUUGGGUUCAUAACUCCCGAAGGUGGAGGUCGUCCUAACGGCUGGGCCUACAGAUUCCCAGAAACCAACACAACGGUGCUAUACCACUGGUCAUCAACCCUCUGCGACAUACAACCGCUCAACAUCUCUGACCCUUUAACCGAACACGCUAUGCAUCUCGACCGCCCGCCAGCUUUCUUACGCCAAUACCUUCAUAAGAUUAGCGUCUUGGUGAUGAACACAGGUCACCACUGGAACCGGGGGAAGCUCAACGGCAACAGAUGGGUGAUGCAUUUGAACGGCCUUCCCAACGCUAACAAGAAGCUAGCCGCUCUUGGGAACGCCAAGAACUUCACGAUCCACAGCACGGUUGGUUGGGUUAGCUCGCAGCUCCCUCGCCACCCGGGUCUUAAGGCGUUCUACAGAAGCCUUUCGCCGAGGCAUUUCGUGGGCGGGGAGUGGAACACUGGAGGGAGCUGCAAUAACACAACACCGAUGUCUAUAGGGAAAGAGGUUUUGCAAGAGGAGUCUAGCGAUUACAGCGCGGGUCAUGCGGUGAAAGGCACAGGUGUUAAGCUUUUGGACAUAACAGCGUUAUCUCAUAUCAGAGAUGAAGGUCACAUAUCGCGGUUUAGUCUCUCGGCUUCGAAAGGAGUUCAGGAUUGCCUCCAUUGGUGCUUGCCUGGUGUUCCUGAUACAUGGAAUGAAAUCCUUUUUGCAAUGAUAUAAGGGCUUGAGGCAAAGCCAGCGUUUUGAUAGCUUUUAGACGACACACAUUGAGGUACUUUAGUGGCUUGAGGUGUAAGUUUUAGUAUUUAUUCUGGUACAGAAGCUAAGCCUAUUAUUGUCGUCAUAAACCAUACUGGGGCUUGGUUCUGACUUCUGACCAUAUUUACAGAAUCUAACUCAACUUUUGUCUUUUAAGUCUAUUAAUAGAAUAUAUUUUUUAGAAUUAGUUAGUGAAUAAUCGGUUAUUGUGUUC